Molecule: messenger RNA, 2593 nt
Organism: Gastrolobium bilobum
Lineage: Eukaryota; Viridiplantae; Streptophyta; Magnoliopsida; Fabales; Fabaceae
Exons: 16
Coding region: 117-2099 (660 amino acids)
Source: RefSeq, a predicted model, not a curated record
UUUUCGUCUUCCUUCCUAGUUUCUAUAUUGGAAUUGGCAAGAAAAACAAAAAAAUCUUGUCUACUCUCAAACAAAAGGCGAUCACUUCUCCCCACUCCAGCCACCGUAGCAGUCGAAUGUCCUCCACCGGCUCCGAUAUGGACAACUCCGUCUCCGGAAAUCCUCAAGAUGUGGUUGUGCCACCAGUUGAAGGUGUUGCUGGAGGCGGUACAGCUUAUGGGUGGAAUGAUGGUGGCACAAAUGGUUUGAAUCAGCUCAAGGGAUCAAUUGACCCUACAGAAAUUCCAACUAGGGAUUUAGUGCAUGUAUGGUGCAUGCCAAGCACAGCAAACGUUGGACCUCAAGAUAUGCCUAGACAUUUGGAACCUAUAAACCUGCUGGCAGCUAGAAAUGAGAGGGAGAGUGUACAAAUAGCUAUCCGACCAAAGGUUUCGUGGGGUUCUGGUGUUGCAGGGACUGUACAGGUUCAGUGUAGUGACCUAUGCUCCGCUUCUGGAGACAGACUGAUUGUUGGGCAGUCACUCCUGUUGCGGCGGGUUGUGCCCAUUUUAGGUGUGCCUGAUGCUCUUGUGCCCCUUGAUCUUCCAGUUAGUCAAAUAAACCUAUUUCCAGGAGAGACUACUGCUCUUUGGAUAUCCAUUGAUGUUCCUAGUGCUCAACCCCCAGGACAAUAUGAUGGAGAGAUUCUCAUUUCUGCUAUAAAAGCAGAUGCAGAAUCUCCUGUUCAAAGUUUAAGCAAGGUUGAGAAACAUCAAUUGUAUAGGGAGCUUAAGGGCUGCCUUGACAUUGUUGAGCCCGUUGAUGGAAAACCAUUAGAGGAAGUGGUUGAAAGGGUGAAAUCUGCAACUACAUCUCUAAGAAGGAUUCUUGUGUCUCCAUCAUUUUCUGAAUUCUUUUCAGAUAAUGGGUCAGUAGAUGUAAUGGAUGAGGAUGCCAUUUCAAGCCUCUCUCUACGGGUGAAGUUAAAUCUGACUGUUUGGGAAUUUGUACUUCCUGAAACUCCUUCGCUUCCUGCUAUUUUUGGUAUAUCUGAUACUGUAAUUGAGGAUCGCUUUGGUGUUCAACAUGGAACAGCGGAGUGGUAUGAGGCAUUGGAUCAGCAUUUCAAAUGGCUUCUUCAGUAUAAAAUCAGCCCCUAUUUUUGCAGAUGGGCUGAUGGUAUGCGUGUUUUGACUUAUACAUGUCCAUGGCCAGCGGAUCAUCCAAAAUCAGAUGAAUAUUUUUCAGACCCACGCUUGGCAGCAUAUGCUGUGCCUUAUAGUCAAGUAGUCUCUGGCCACAGUAAUGAUGCAGCGAAGGAUUACUUGCAGAAACAAGUUGAGAUAUUGAGAACCAAGACUCACUGGAAAAAAGCUUACUUUUACUUGUGGGACGAGCCACUGAAUUUGGAACAAUAUGAUUCUGUUCGCAACAUGGCCAGUGAUAUUCAUGCUUAUGCUCCAGAUGCUCGUAUCUUAACUACUUACUAUUGUGGGCCGAAUGAUGCGCCUCUUGCACCUACUCCAUUUGAGGCUUUUGUUAAAGUUCCAAGUUUUCUGCGUCCUCAUAAUCAAAUUUAUUGUACAAGCGAAUGGGUUCUAGGUAAUCGAGAGGACCUGGUCAAGGAUAUUAUUGCUGAACUAAAACCAGAGAAUGGUGAGGAAUGGUGGACAUAUGUAUGUAUGGGGCCAUCGGAUCCUCAUCCAAAUUGGCAUCUGGGAAUGCGAGGCACUCAACACCGAGCUGUCAUGUGGCGAGUGUGGAAAGAGGGCGGCACAGGAUUUUUAUACUGGGGUGCCAAUUGCUAUGAGAAGGCAACUGCAGCCAGCGCGGAGAUAAAAUUUAGGCAUGGUCUUCCCCCUGGGGAUGGAGUUCUAUACUACCCCGGUGAGGUGUUCUCAACUUCUCAUCAACCAGUGGCUUCUCUUAGACUAGAGCGCAUUCUUAGUGGCUUGCAGGACAUCGAAUACCUGAGACUAUACGCUUCAAGAUAUGGCAAGGACGAAGGUAUUGCGCUUUUGGAGAGGACAGGAGUGUACUUUGGUCCCGAGCGUUACACAUUCGAGCACAUGCCAAUUGAUGCAAUGAGGGGACAAAUAUAUAAUGCCUGCCAUUCAUGAAUUUUUAUUUUGCUGAUACUGCAUGGUUCGAUUGGUUCCUUUGUCGACUGCUGCAAAAUUCAGGCCUCAGUAUCUAGCCUUCAAAGAUGCGCCACUGACGUAGUGCUGAGUGAGAUCCUUGGGUGAUUAAAUAGCUAUCACACACAGCACGCCCUGCCAUGGCAUCUCUUCUUCCCGUGUCAUUUUCUCCUCUCUCUCUCUCUAUUACACUGCACAAUUUGAAUUCUGUUGAUACGGAAUGUGAUUAUGAUAUACAUUUGGAACGUAGUUAGAUGAGAGAUCAUUUGUUCAUUGCCGAAAUGUGCCCCUCAACAGUACAUAGGAUCAAUGAUCAACUACAGUUUAGACAGAUUUCCUAGCAGUUAGGCCUACGUAUAUUUCCUUUUUCUUUUUUUUCUUUUGAUACACAGGCCUACGUAUAUUUCAACCAUGGUAGCAUAUUACAAAGUUUUUAAAACCUUACCAUGCUCAAUACACGGGAAAAGUUAGAUAUA